AUGUUGCCUGCUUCAAUUGGAAGUCGACUGUCCAAGGAUGAUGGAACGGAGUUGCUGACCCGUGAAGAGCAAACUGUCUACAGGAAGGGAGUUGGCAAGCUCAUUCAUCUCACCAAGAUGUCAAGGCCUGAGACCAAGAACAGACUCAGAGAGUUGUCAAGGUUCAUGUCACAGGCUACUCAAGGACACAUGGCUGCUUUGAAACAGUUGAUGCUUCACUACCUCAAGACUCCUGAGAGAGGAUGGUUCAUCAAGCCCAAUGCCAAGUGGGAUGGUAAAGACAAGAGCUUUGAGUUUGUCAUCCAUGGCAUGUCUGAUGCUGAAUAUGCUGGAGACAGGGAUGAGUUCAGGAGUGUGAGUGGAGCUACAACCUUUCUUUGUGGAGCACCCAUUGCUGUUAGGAGCAAGAUGCAGAACAUUGUGACUUUGUCUGUGACAGAAGCUGAGUUUGUUGCUGCAGUGGGUUGUGCCCAAGACAUGUUGUUUGCAAUGCGUGUGUUGGAGGACAUGGAGUUGAAGGUACAGAAGCCUAUGGUUCUGUAUGUUGACAACAAAGGAGCUGUGGAUCUAGCCAACAAUUGGUCUUCUGCUGGAAGGACCAGACAUGUGGCUAACCGAGUUGCAUUCCUACGCGAGUUGAAGGAGGAAGGCACUUUAGUAUUGAAUUGGAUUUCCAACAAGAACAUGUGCAGUGAUAUCUUGACCAAGAAUGUUGGGUUGAAGGAUUUCAACAAGCAUGCGGCUGUCUAUGUUGGAGAUGACAAAUCCAUGAGUGAAUGA
This is a messenger RNA of Seminavis robusta, 780 nucleotides long. The record is from the annotation of a GenBank genome assembly. NCBI's taxonomy places the organism in Eukaryota, Bacillariophyta, Bacillariophyceae, Naviculales, Naviculaceae.